Hemiscyllium ocellatum (epaulette shark) is the source of this 977-nucleotide messenger RNA. RefSeq names its product neugrin, neurite outgrowth associated (gene ngrn). The coding region runs from base 18 to 947 and encodes 309 amino acids. The record is from RefSeq and is a predicted model, not a curated record. NCBI's taxonomy places the organism in Eukaryota, Metazoa, Chordata, Chondrichthyes, Orectolobiformes, Hemiscylliidae. Gene Ontology annotation, cellular component: nucleus. The transcript is spliced from 3 exons.
GGAUCCGGCGGAGCUUCAUGUGGCUCUCGGUGGUGGCUCGGGGGAUCCUCUGCCUCCUGCCCCGGGCGCGGGUUCGGGUCCCGGCCCAGGCCCAGGCCGCCCGCUCCCUGCGGGGCUCCAGAGGCAGCGGGGAGCCCGGGGCCGGGGGGAAGGAGUUGGAGGAAAUAAUCAGAGCUGAGAAGCGGAAACAGAAAGCCAUUAAGUAUCGGAGAAUUCAGGCAGAGUUGGGUCUUUCUGGUCCUCCCCCACGGACCCUAACGACACAAGCAAUGCAGCAGAUGAGGUUUUUGAGAGCAAAGUCCCCAGAGGAGUGGAGUGUGUCACAGCUGGCAGAGGGAUUUUCAGUGAGUGAAGAUGUUGUCCUGAGAGUGCUGAGAAGCAAGUUCACCCCUUCAUUGAAGAGAAUGAUGAAGCAAGAUGCAAAUGUUAAAGGACAGACUCUGACUCUCCCACAGAGGACAAAGCAACUGACUGCCAGUUCUCUGAAUGUAAAAGCAGUGAUCGAAUCUAAACCGAUCACAGAUGACACUAUCCAGCCCAGACUCUCUUCGGACACAGUAAUCCGCCCUGCACAAUCUGAUUUAAAUAGUAAAAUGCACAAAACCACUGGAAGGAAAACUGGCAGAAUGGAUCUUGUCCAACAGAGUGUCUCCAAGAAGCUCCAAUCUCAAAGCAGUGCUGAUACGAAGGGGGUCAGGUCUGGAAGAAAGGUGGUUGAUUGUGUGGAGAGGGAAGAAUACAAUGAAACCAGCAGCAGUCCGUCUGAUGGGGAACAAUUACUGGGUCUUCCAGAGACUGAUGAGGAUUUGCAGAUGUUCAUUGCAAGUGGGUCUGAAAACCAUAUUAAGGUUGUACAAAAGGGUUGUGAAUUUUAUGACCAGGAAGGCAACUUUCUGUACAGGGUUAGUCAUGUGGACUCCUUAACUAACCCUAAACAGGAAAAUUAAUUUGUACAAUAAAAUCACUCAUGAAUCUAA